AUGUUAGGAGUCGAAGCAGAAAAAGAAAUAAUUAAAAUACCAUUAUCUGAUAGUACAAUUAGUCGUAGGAUUAUACAUAUAUCAGAGGAUAUUGAGGAGCAGGUUAUUGAAGUUAUAAAAAGUGGAGAAUUAUUUGCCUUGCAAGUUGAUGAAUCAACAGACAUAAAAUUAUCUGGGACAACAACUGGUCGAGAUGUUUUUGAUGUCAUAAAUAAAUAUUUUAAAAAUUAUGGUAUAUCGUGGACUUCUUGUGUAAGUAUUUGUACAGAUGGGGCGCCAUCAAUGACAGGCUCUAUUAAAGGAUUUAUUACAAUUGCCGAAAAUCAAAAUCCAAAUAUAAACACAACACACUGUUUUUUACACAGGGAGGCAUUAGUAGCAAAAAGUAUUGUUAAUGAAUUAAAGAUUGUACUUGAUUAA
This is a messenger RNA of Metopolophium dirhodum (rose-grain aphid), 420 nucleotides long. RefSeq names its product SCAN domain-containing protein 3-like. The transcript has 2 exons. The record is from RefSeq and is a predicted model, not a curated record. Bases 1 to 420 code for a protein of 139 amino acids. Lineage: Eukaryota; Metazoa; Arthropoda; Insecta; Hemiptera; Aphididae.